This is a messenger RNA of Athalia rosae (coleseed sawfly), 2866 nucleotides long. It is a transcript of the gene DNApol-eta, whose product is annotated as DNA polymerase eta. The record is from RefSeq and is a predicted model, not a curated record. The transcript is spliced from 7 exons. Gene Ontology annotation, biological process: error-prone translesion synthesis; response to radiation. Gene Ontology annotation, molecular function: DNA-directed DNA polymerase activity; damaged DNA binding. Gene Ontology annotation, cellular component: nucleus; replication fork; site of double-strand break. Bases 204 to 2699 code for a protein of 831 amino acids. NCBI's taxonomy places the organism in Eukaryota, Metazoa, Arthropoda, Insecta, Hymenoptera, Athaliidae.
CCAUGGCAACCCGAACAGAUGGGAAACUUUAUUGAACACCAGCUACAAUUGUGCCGUACUAAUGAGGUAUGGCGGGAAAAAUAUCAUCACGUGUAGAUUCGCGGAGAAAAAACUGUUCGCCCGCUCAAAAGUCUCUACUCUUCGGCCACAGUAUUAUCACAGUAUAAAUUAUACUGUUUGGAUGAAACCAAUAAUAAACAGAUAUGGCAAAUCCAGAUAAUCGAAUUGUCGUUUUAGUGGACAUGGAUUGCUUUUUUUGCCAAGUCGAAGUGAAGUUACAACCAGAACUACAGGGAAAACCAUUAGCUGUUGUACAGUUCAAUCAGUGGCAAUCUGGAGGGAUUAUCGCUGUUAACUAUGAGGCACGAGAUUGUGGAGUUAGCCGACACAUGCGGCCUGAAGAGGCUAAAAAGAAGUGUCCAGAACUGGUCUUGGCAACUGUUCCCGGGGUUCGCGGCAAAGCUGAUACAUCAAGGUACAGAAUUGCCGGACGUGAAGUGGUUAAUGUACUAAAAAAGCACAGUAACAUCAUAGAACGUGCAAGUGUCGAUGAGGCAUACUUAGAUAUAACAGAACUUGUUAAUCAACAAAUGAUUUCCAGUCAAUCAUUGUCAUCAGAAAUGAUAGAUCAUCUUCCAAACACGUAUGUCAUUGGAUAUUCAACAGUGGGAAACACUGACGAAGCCCAAAGACGUAAAGCUGUGGAAAAAUGGAUAUCCGAAGCUUAUGGAGAAUUGGGAGACAUCCAAUCUAGGAGGCUUGCUAUAGCUGGUACCAUAGUUGAGUCUAUAAGAGCUGAUGUGUAUAAAACAACGGGAUACAGAUGUUCUGCCGGGGUUUCGUAUAACAAGAUCUUGGCAAAGCUUGCUUGUGGCCUUCAUAAACCCAACAGACAGACCAUUUUACCUCUAAGUGGGGUUCCAUCCCUUUAUCAAACAUUGCCUGUGAAGAAGGUGCGAAAUCUUGGUGGUAAAUUUGGAGAUUUGGUCAUUGAGUCCUUGGGAUGUAAUGUUAUGGCAGAUUUGUUAUCGUAUUCAUUAAAGGAUCUCCAAGUACGUUUCGAUGAUAAAACAGGUUUGUGGUUGUAUAACAUUGCUCGUGGUGUAGAUAAUGAGCCAGUUACCAACAGGCUCAUAUCCAAAUCGAUAGGGAGUUGUAAAAAUUUUCCUGGAAAGCGGGCUAUUGUAACAAAAGAAACUCUUGAACAUUGGGUUAUGCAGUUGUCUUUAGAAAUGAGCGAACGACUAGAUCAAGAUAUGGAGGAGAACAAUCGCAAAGCAACCUUGCUGACAGUGAGUUACCACUACUAUAAGGACAAUAAAAUUAUAAAUCAAUCCCGAUCUUGCCGAUUAACUUCAAACAAAGCUGAAAUUAUCAUGAAAAACUGUUUGGAUAUCAUAAUUAAAUUUACCAAAUAUCCAAUCGUGUUUAUGGGAAUGUCUGCAAGUAAGUUCAUUGAAAUUGACAAAGAGCAAGCAAAUUUCAGGAAUUUCUUCAAAGCAAAUAUAGAUGUAAGCAAUAAAUUGGUACCCAAUUGUACACUCUUGGCAGAGGAUACAGGUGACACUUCUUCAUUGGAUACUGAAUGCCCAAGUAAUGAAACUUCAUGUAAUAAUAAAAUGAGUUCUGGUGAAUCUGAUAUCGAUGAAGCGCGGAGCAGACCUGUGGGCUCGGAGUGUUCUAAAUUUUUUGCUGCAGCUCAACAGGACGAUAAAAGUAUCGCAUCUAGUAGUCACGGCAUGAAAACUGAAAAUAAGGAGGAUACUUCUAAAAUCAUAUCUCCAGUAUCAUUGCUCAGAGCUGAGAAUAAAAAAUUAAAACCAGACAACUUUAAGAAAUCAUUUUUCAUGAAUAUUCUAACUUCUAAUAGAAUUUCGUCAGAGCACGAAGCACCGGGUGGAUCUGGUUUUGAUGUUACAAGUUGCAGUGGGGAGCUAUCUGCUGAAAAUGCAAAGCCUGAAAAAAAUCCAAAUGAAACCUCUGGUGAUGUUCUACCACAAGAACUUCAAGUUUCGGAAAACUUUAAAAAUCAAAAGGAUGUGAAGAAAAAGGAUUCUAGUUCAAUUAAUACCAUAGAACCAAAGGAACUUUUUCGCCCUACCAAUUGUACAAGUCAAACAGAAGAAUCCGAAUUUUUACUGAGUAAUAGAACUGAUGUUGAUGACUGUGACGACAACAACUCUAUAAAACUGCAAGAUAUAUUUCCAGAUUUAAAUAACCUUGAUGAGAGCGUUGUAGCAGUUCUACCUCAGAGGCUACAACGAGAAGCUAAGGCAAUUUUGCAAAGUCGAAGUAAAGGCAAUCUAGAAAGUAAACUGAAUACAGUGAAAGUAAAGGAGCAGAAAAGUAAAGAGCAGAAGCGAUCACGCGGAAAAGUGACAGGUCAAACACGUCUGAAUAAAAUAGAUUCAUUUUUUAGCAAUCAAAUUAAACCGUUAGGAAGUUCUAACGAUGCAACCUUGACAGAAAAAUGUUCCGAGUGCGAUAAAUUAAUCCCAGUUAGUGAAAUCCUGGAACAUGCAGAUUUUCACAUAGCACGAGAAUUAUCCAAAGAGAUUAAUAAAUCUUUGAUCAGCUCCAAGGUUAUGACUCCAGAAAAAGCGACCACAAAUGGUAAGCCAUCAAAGAGAAAACGUAAUAAGCCUGAAAGUCGAGAACCAGAAAAACGAUCUAAGGGCAUAGCAGCAUUUUUUUCCUGAUCAUAGCCUUGGUAGACCCAAUGUAAUUAUAGUACAAAAUUUUUUGAUACUGCAUCAGAUUUGGAUGGCACUUGUAUAUAUUAUGUUGAUUUAUUGAUUAUACUGCGCAACAAAUAAUUUUUUGGUACACCAUUGAACUAUAAUAAAUAAUCUUUAUGUCACUAUUA